AGAAGUUCUUCUUGGCUGUUCCGCCGCUACUGCCGGCCACGGAGAAGAGCCCUUGGCUGGCGCGGCAAGACUUCCUUGAUCUUGCACCCCACGUUGACGGCUUCUCGGUCAUGACCUACGACCACAACACAGCCACGGGGCGGCCUGGGGCCAACUGCCCGCUGCCCUGGCUGCAGGCCAACAUAAAGCACAUGGAGAAGGGGCCAAAGCGUUCGAAGGAGCCGCCCCUGCCAGAGGCAGUGCGCCCGCGUGUGCUGCUCGGGGCGAACUUCUACGGUUGGGAUUUUGCGCCCUCCCGCGGCGGCCUGGCUGCGGUCACCGUCUCCGACCUCGUUCCGCUGCUGCAGAAGCACCAGCCGGAGCUGAGGUGGGACGAGGGCGUGGAGGAGCACACGUUCCAGUACCAGGACAAGGAGGGCCAUGUUCACCACGUUUGGUACCCCACGCCCCGGAGCUUGGAGGCGAGGUUACAGGUUGCGCGCGAUGCUGGCGUGGGAAUCUCUGUAUGGGAACUCGGCCAGGGCUUGGAACGCUUCUUCGACCUCUUGUGAUUUGCUAAUUGUAACACCCAUCGGCCAUCGCAGGGUCUCCAACAAACGCUGGCCAAUUGCACGAUUAACCGAC
This is a messenger RNA of Astrephomene gubernaculifera, 624 nucleotides long. The record is from the annotation of a GenBank genome assembly. NCBI's taxonomy places the organism in Eukaryota, Viridiplantae, Chlorophyta, Chlorophyceae, Chlamydomonadales, Astrephomenaceae.